Messenger RNA from Vigna radiata var. radiata (mung bean), 495 nucleotides. RefSeq names its product monothiol glutaredoxin-S10. Lineage: Eukaryota; Viridiplantae; Streptophyta; Magnoliopsida; Fabales; Fabaceae. Bases 19 to 327 code for a protein of 102 amino acids. The transcript has a single exon. The record is from RefSeq and is a predicted model, not a curated record.
CCAAACCACAUUAAAAAAAUGGAACGCAUAACAAAGUUGGCAUCACAAAAGGCAGUGGUGAUCUUCAGCAAGAGUUCAUGCGGGAUGAGCCAUGCAAUAAAGAGGCUGUUUUACGAGCAGGGUGUGGGCCCUGCAAUCUAUGAACUUGAUGAAGACACAAGAGGGAAGGAAAUGGAAUGGGCUCUCAUGAGACUCGGCUGCAACCCUUCUGUUCCUGCCGUCUUCGUUGGUGGCAAGUUUGUCGGUUCAGCCAACACUGUCAUGACCCUUCACCUCAAUGGCUCACUCAAGAAAAUGCUCAGAGAUGCUGGUGCUCUUUGGCUCUAGAACAUUACGUACCCUCAUACACUCACAUUCUACCCUAAUGCAAACACCUUCUCACAAACGCUCUUUUAAUUGUAUUAUAAUCUCAUAUAACCUCCUGCGGCUUUUUCAACCUUCAUUCUACUCAAUAAUAUCUAGAGACUCUGCUCUUCAAUAUAAUCUUCACUUUAA